CGUCACUCUACCUCGACUUCCUCGCCAGAGUCGAGCUUUAAGCGUUGUCAGAAAAAUGAAAAUGUCCUCGUCACUCUGCUCGACUUUGCUGCUGAUCGGCAUCUUCCCGCUUGUUUCUGGAGAUCAGAAAAGUGUCACAGCUGUGUCUGGACAGGACGUCAUUCUGCCAUGUCAGGUUCCAAACAACCACCACUCCAUCAUCAUUGUAGAGUGGAGCAGAGCUGACCUUGAGACAGAUUAUGUCCUUGUGUACCGGGAUGAGAAUUUUAUUCCAGAAGACCAGCAUGAGUCUUUUAAGAACCGAGUGGAUCUGCAGGACAGACAGAUGAAGGAUGAUGACGUGUCUUUGAUUCUGAAGAAUGUGACGACUGCUGAUAGUGGAAGCUAUAAAUGUUAUGUUGUCUGGAAAGAGAAUGACAACGUGAGGCACAGUAGUAUCAUCUUCCUGAGUGUUGCUCCUCCAGCUGCAGGUCAGACAGGAGGAGACACGGAGGAUGAAGGGAAGGAGGAUGGAGGGAAGGAGGCUACACAGAGGAAAAAUGGAUCUGUUGGGCUGAAAGUUUGUCUGACAGUUUUUAGUAUGCUUCUUCUUGUUGCUGUUGGUUUUGCAGUCUAGAGAACAACAGACACUUCCUGCUGAACAGCAGCUUGUUUGAAAUGUCCCAAAGAUUUUAAAGGAUUGACUCCGAGUCUCCUGUUUAGGUUCCAACUUUGGUGUUGUCAUUGAAAAUUUGAAAGUGAAUAUAAUCUCACGAUACACAGAAAUGAGCAAUGCUGAAGAUUCAGCAGGUAGAUGCCAAAUUUGUAGAUUUUGAUUUGAUUUUAAAUUUGUAUGUCAUUUGUAUGAGAUGUUUGUCCACCAGAGAGUACCCUGAGUGAGUGAGUACCCUGCAUCCAUGUUGGCAACAUGGUUGGAGCACCACAAAUGCAAUUAUCUCAUAUGAAUGGAGUUGGAGCGUACACAAACUGUGGGCCAUAAAAAAAGUGAACCAACCUCCUUUGGUGAAAUAAUGUUUAAAUUACUAACUAGUCGUUAGAAAUUAAAUUCUGCCCUUUAGAUACCAUAUUUCCUUUUGCUAACAUAUGAUCAGUUUGUAAUUCCCUCCCUUGGAAUGUAUAAAAGUUCUUCUGUUUCUGAGCGUUCAUGAUUUAGACCUGUGAUGUUUUGAUGUGUGUUUGCUCUUCUGCUUGCAUGCAGUAAUAAAAUAGCUUG
Molecule: messenger RNA, 1213 nt
Organism: Neolamprologus brichardi
Lineage: Eukaryota; Metazoa; Chordata; Actinopteri; Cichliformes; Cichlidae
Product: butyrophilin subfamily 1 member A1-like
Biological process (GO): T cell receptor signaling pathway; regulation of cytokine production
Cellular component (GO): external side of plasma membrane
Molecular function (GO): signaling receptor binding
Source: RefSeq, a predicted model, not a curated record